Molecule: messenger RNA, 1931 nt
Organism: Coffea eugenioides
Lineage: Eukaryota; Viridiplantae; Streptophyta; Magnoliopsida; Gentianales; Rubiaceae
Product: sugar transporter ERD6-like 5
Exons: 18
Coding region: 216-1619 (467 amino acids)
Biological process (GO): transmembrane transport; carbohydrate transport
Cellular component (GO): membrane
Molecular function (GO): sugar transmembrane transporter activity
Source: RefSeq, a predicted model, not a curated record
ACAACAAAACCAGUCUCUUCCCUACUUAUAUUUGCCCAACAUUGAAACUACAAUGAAGCAUUAUGCAGAAGUAGUUGAGCAAUAUAUUGUACCUGCAACGGUGACCACUCAAUUGCUUCAAAUCUUGAAAGCUUCUUUUUGUCUUGAUUCAAGUGACCCUUCAGAACAGUUUUGACCAAAAAAAAAGUGACCCUUCAGAACAAGCAGAAGAAAUCAUGGAUGCAGAAAGGUUACUUCCGGACUGUAGCUCCCAAAAUGGUGUUAAUGCUGAAAAGGGUUCCUCUCCUAAGGUCACAUUUGCAGUAGUUUGCAGCAGCUUUAUUGUUCUCUGCUGUUUUUUCACCUAUGGCUGUGCUUGUGGAUAUUCAUCUCCUGCUGAAUCUGGAAUCAUACAUGACUUGGGCCUUUCUACUGCAGAGUAUUCGACUUUUGGGUCAUUGUUGUUAUUUGGAUCCAUGUUGGGUGCAAUCAUAAGCGGCAAAGUAGCUGACAUCAUUGGUCGAAGAGGCGCAUUAUGGUUUGCUGAACUACUUCUCAUCAUUGGUUGGCUAGCAAUUGCGUUUGCAAAGGGCGUGUGGUGGCUCAUAGUAGGAAGACUGUUGUUGGGAUUCAGCACUGGAGUUCAAACUUAUGUGUCUAUCGUAUAUCUUGCUGAAACCAUACCACCAAAUAAUCGGGGAGGAUUCACAAUGGCAAGUCAGUUCAUGGCAUGUGCGGGCAUCGCUGUGAUGUUUUCCUUCGGGAACAUCAUUCCAUGGCGUUUUCUAGCCUUAAUUGGAACCAUACCGUGUAUCAUACAACUCAUUGGGUUAUUCUUUGUUCCCGAGUCUCCUAGAUGGUUGGCAAAUGUUGGUCGACAAAAAGAGCUAGAAGCAAGUCUUCAAUGGCUUAGAGGUAAGGAAACUGAUAUCUCUCAAGAAGCCGCUGAGAUACAGGACUGCAACCAAUCUCUAUAUAAGCAACCAAUCUCUAGAUUUCAGGAGUUGCUUGAGACGAGAUAUGCCCGUCCAGUCAGUAUUGGAGUUGGACUAUCUUUCCUGCUACCAUGGGGAGGCAGUAAUGGAGUUUUAUUAUACGCAAGCUCGAUAUUUGAUACUGCAGGUUGCAAUGUUGGUAUUGCAACUACGACUAUGUCUUUUAUUCAGAUUCCGUUUUCUGUUUUAGGGGUUCUCUUGAUGGAUAAAUUUGGAAGAAGGCCACUUCUAAUGGUGGAUUUGGCUGGAGCAUGCUUGGGAGGCCUUCUUAUAGGAGUGGGAUUCCUGUUGCAGGAUUUAAAACUGCCGGUGGAUCUCAGUGCAACAACAGUUUUUGUUGGCAUGCAGAUGUUUUUUGCAUUUUAUGCCUUUGGAGCUGGUUUGCCAUUCGUCAUCAUCGCUGAGGUAUUUCCAAUGAACAUAAAGGGCACAGCUGGAAGUUUAGCAGCUUUCAUUAACUAUUUGAACUCGUGGAUUGUCGCCUAUGUCUUUAACUUUUUGUUCAAGUGGAGUUCAGCAGGAGCAUUCUUCAUAUUUUCGAUUAUCUAUGCAUUGCUGAUUCUCUUCGUCCUAAAGAUGUUGCCUGAGACAAAGAAGAAAAGUCUUGAAGAGAUACAGGCACUGUGGACACAAGAAGUCCACUGAUAUUUGCAGGAACUUCUUAUACCAGCAAUGCUGCACAAGUUGUAAGGUGUUGAGAAGCAUGAUACAUAAAGCACUGAUCCCAGAUGUCAAAAAUAAGUUGUUGAAAUGGAAAACUAAAAACCAGAUCAUAAUGGCUUGUUAGGUCCUCUUCUUUUCCAUGAAAUUCUAUGUUUCGACAAUGCCAAUUUUCUCCUUCCAAUUGAUUCCUUACCUUAGCAGCAGCUGGAUUAACAUUUAGCCAUUAUAAGGGCUUGUUGAGUUCUCUUCUUAUCUGUGGAAUUCUAUGUUUCUACAUUGCCAAUCGAUUCUUUA